Sphaeramia orbicularis (orbiculate cardinalfish) is the source of this 872-nucleotide messenger RNA. RefSeq names its product proteasome 20S subunit beta 3 (gene psmb3). NCBI's taxonomy places the organism in Eukaryota, Metazoa, Chordata, Actinopteri, Kurtiformes, Apogonidae. The record is from RefSeq and is a predicted model, not a curated record. The transcript is spliced from 6 exons. Gene Ontology annotation, cellular component: proteasome core complex, beta-subunit complex; proteasome core complex; cytoplasm. The coding region runs from base 136 to 753 and encodes 205 amino acids. Gene Ontology annotation, biological process: proteasome-mediated ubiquitin-dependent protein catabolic process.
CGUAGAAAGAAGGUUUGUCUGAUUUUUGUGUUUCUAAAUCGUGUAGUCACUGUGGGAUGCUAGUCAUUCAUAUCAGAAGGAAGAAGCUAAGUUAACAAGUUUUAGUAGUUUUGAAUACACCACAACGCCUUCAUAAUGUCUAUUAUGUCAUAUAAUGGAGGGGCUGUCAUGGCCAUGCGGGGGAAGAACUGUGUUGCCAUAGCAUCAGAUCGAAGGUUUGGCAUCCAGGCUCAGAUGGUCACCACAGACUUCCAGAAGAUCUUUCCCAUGGGAGAAAGACUGUACAUUGGUCUGGCUGGACUAGCCACAGACGUACAGACAGUAGCCCAGAGGCUUAAAUUUAGACUGAACCUGUACGAGCUGAAAGAGGGUCGCCAGAUUAAGCCUAAGACCUUCAUGAGUAUGGUGUCCAACCUGCUGUAUGAGAGAAGGUUUGGACCGUACUACAUUGAGCCUGUGAUUGCAGGACUAGACCCCAAAACCUUUGAGCCUUUCAUCUGCUCUCUGGAUUUGAUCGGCUGCCCGAUGGUGACGGAGGACUUUGUUGUGAGCGGUACCUGCUCAGAGCAGAUGUACGGCAUGUGUGAGUCACUGUGGGAGCCAGACAUGGAGCCAGAGGAUCUGUUCGAGACCAUCUCCCAGGCCAUGCUGAAUGCAGUGGACAGGGACGCAGUGUCUGGCAUGGGAGUCGUUGUACAUGUCAUUGAGAAAGAUAAGAUCACAACCAGAACCCUGAAGGCCAGGAUGGAUUAGAGGACCUGCUUCCCACACACUUCACCAACACACGUUUUGUAUAGAGAUAAUAAACAAUACUUGUACUGUCCUUUUUUUCUUAUUGAUAUUCUUCAAUAAAUGAACGUCUCAACAGUGAA